This is a messenger RNA of Medioppia subpectinata, 1139 nucleotides long. The record is from the annotation of a GenBank genome assembly. NCBI's taxonomy places the organism in Eukaryota, Metazoa, Arthropoda, Arachnida, Sarcoptiformes, Oppiidae.
AUGGCCACAGUCUGUACAGCAGUUCUACUUCUGGAGAUGGAGAAUAUCGAUCUCUCUAAUGUGAACCGACAGUUCCUCGAACAACAUUUUGGUCAUCACCAGCACUCGCAACAGUCCUUACAUUCCCAGCACUUAUGCCAGACAACCACUACUACACCACUCUCUAUACCACCACUCACUUCAUUAGCUCUUCAUUCAGAUCAGAGCUAUUCUAGUCUUUUCAACCAUAGCUCAGGUGUCUUCGACUCAUAUGUUGUCUCAAACGCUGCUAAUUAUAAUGAUAGCGAUAAUAAUGGCAUCGGACUCGCUGUCAGUGACUCGGGAUCGGGUCUUUUGAGUCCACAAUCGCCCGAUUAUUUCAGUGAUCAGCUCCUCGACUCUCCUUAUCCAUCGCCAACCCAUUCGCCAGACAUGAGAUCACAUCCCGAUCAGGAAAACUUCCGACAGAAGAGGCACCGCAAGAGGAAAGGGAUGCACCAACAGGUCCAGCAAAGACACGCCGCCAAUCUUAGGGAACGCCGACGAAUGCAAUCAAUUAAUGAUGCUUUUGAGGGCCUGAGAACACAUAUACCAACGCUUCCCUAUGAGAAACGAUUGUCAAAAGUGGAUACAUUAAGGCUAGCGAUUGGAUACAUAAGUUUUUUGGCUGAAUUAGUCGACAAUGACGGACACCCAACUGAUCCGCUUCAGGCACAAAUAGCACAGCAGCCCAAGAAAGUGAUAAUACAAUGCCAUUUAGGAAGUCAUUCGCUUUCGUGGACAAGCGAUGAGAAGAAGAGUUACCGAAACGGAAAUAUUAUGAUCGCAAAGGUGUGGACGCCUGAAGAUCCGCGAAGACAUAAAAAUAAAUGCACCGACAAUACCAUCAAUUGCCAGGAUUUGUUGGCCGAGUGCUGCUCUACUAUUACCGAUGUUUCCAAUUAAUUAUUAUUUUGUGUCAUUUCUAUGAAUAUAUACUGUAUUCGAGCUUAAAGUAAAUGAAAGGUUAGCGUUAUUUCGUAUUUCAAUAUAACAACAAAAUUCUAGUCUUAAAGAAUAGUUAACUGUAUUUAUAGUCAAAUCCCAAACUGAAACCCAAUGUAAAAAUUGAUAUAUCGUGUAAUAAAUAUAAAUAUAUGUAAUUAAAUUUUUGUCUCGAA